AUGUCGAAAAGUGAUUUUGAAAUCCUACUGAAAAAAGUUGGACCAAAAAUUGAGAGGAGGAAUACACAAUUUCGGGAAGCAAUUCUUGCUUCUGUCAGAUUGGCCGUAACGCUAAGAUAUUUAGUUACGGGUGAUACCUUUACAAGCUUAAUGUACACGUUUAAAAUAUCUAAGCAAUCGAUUUCCAACAUAGUGCCUGAAGUGUGUGAGGCACUUAUUCACGCUUUAAGAGAUUUAGUUAAGAAAAUCAGGAUGCUCAGUGUCAUUGUCAAGGCUGCGGUGCUGGUGUGUUUCAUUCAGUUUUCCAUCGAAGCUGCCGACCCCUGUAUUCCUAACUACUUUCGAUACAUCGCAGACAAACAGGCGGGUGAAUUUAAUGGUCACAUCGAAAUACCAUCGCCGCCGAAAAGAAUUCCGUUGGAGUUGAGGGUCACAUUGGGCAUUGCUGUUUCAUUACAAACGAAAUAUAACGGCAAAUUAGAGUUGGCGCAAUCCAGAAAACAAUCUGUUACUGCGGUCGAACAAGGUACACCCCUGAGGUACAAUAUUAAUUUUCCUGUUCAGCAUCCGUUACCGACGGUCACCAAGAUUUGGUUGAACAACAGAUUAAUCUGCACUGAUCCAGGCGCAACUGAACAGACGAGUGUAACCUCUAUCGUGCUGAAACACACGCUGUACCCACCGGGCAUAAUAGCCCUUUCUGUGGAUGAUCAGAAUAUGAUUCCGAGCUCAUUGAAUGCAAUUGACGCGUCAUUGCCAGAGGAUCCGCCUGUUCAAUCUACUGUUUCUAACAAACCUCCUACAACUGUUCAAUUUACCCGUCCUACUCAAACUAACCUACCUAUUCAACCUACUCAAACGACUCCACCUGUUCGCCCCAGUCCACCUACUCAACCUAAUCUACCUUCUACACCAAAUCCACCUGUGAUCGAUUAUGAAACUACUUCACAGUGUGGUCACAGCAAACAUAUCGGAAUUAAUUAUCUGAUAAUAAGGGGUACGGAAACGGUUCCCGGCGAAUGGCCCUGGCUGGUUGCCAUUUUCAGACAAAAUUUCAAAUACAGCAAUUACACGUUCAUUUGUGCCGGAUCGCUCAUUACGGACAAACAUAUCAUCACAGCGGCACACUGCGUGUAUCAGAAUAAUUUGGCGAUCACACCAUUUUCACUGUUGGUAUCUUUGGGCCGCUAUCAACUUUUCGAUUUUCACGAGAAGGGUUCGGUGAAUCAGGUUGUGGUCGAUUACAAGGUUCACCCCGACUACAAUCCCACACAAGCAAAGGCGGACUCGGAUAUAGCUAUUUUAUUUACGCUAGACAGAGUGGAAUACAACGAUCGAAUUAAACCAAUUUGCCUUUGGUCACGCCCUCCAGAUCUGAAUCUUGUUGUGGGAAGUAAGGGAAUCGUGGUUGGUUGGGGACGCGACGAACAUGGGAACCAGUACCUUCAGGAACCAAAAAUGAUCAAUGCUCCGAUCGUGAGUCAGGAAGACUGUCUUCGCAGUAGCGAAGAGUAUGUAAGGAUCACUUCAAAUCGAACAUUCUGCGCGGGUGGGAUGGACGGAACCGGUCCAUGCAACGGUGACAGUGGUGGCUCGUUCAUAUUGUACGAUACGAAAACAAAGCGGUUUUACCUCCGAGGUGUUGUCUCGUUAUCUCUUAUCGAUCAAACAAGCAGGUCCUGCGACCUCAAGCAAUUAGUCGUUUACGUGGACGCCGCUAAAUAUUUGGACUGGAUACUAGCAACUGUUCUUGCAGAGACUAAGGAUUUAUCGGCCCUAUCUUCAAAAUAA
Molecule: messenger RNA, 1791 nt
Organism: Dufourea novaeangliae
Lineage: Eukaryota; Metazoa; Arthropoda; Insecta; Hymenoptera; Halictidae
Product: serine protease gd-like
Exons: 6
Coding region: 1-1791 (596 amino acids)
Biological process (GO): proteolysis
Molecular function (GO): serine-type endopeptidase activity
Source: RefSeq, a predicted model, not a curated record